AUGUUCAGACUAGUCCAACGUCGUGCCUUUUCAGCCACUGCUCGCGCAAAUGACUUCGCCAAGAUGUCCGUUAUCGGUCGUAUUGGUUCCGAUUACCAAGAACUUACCUCCAGCAAUGACACACAGUACCUGAAGUACUCAAUUGCUUGCCAGCCAAGAAAGGACGGUAACACCAACUGGUUCAACGUGACUGUGUUCAACCCACACCACAUCAACUUCAUGACGCAGUACGUCAAAAAGGGUGCUCUUGUGUACGUUGAGUGCGAUGCCUCGAACUUUACUUUCGAGAGAGAAGACGGUUCCAAGGGCCAUUCGUUGAGUUUGGUGCAAAGGGAGAUCAACUUGUUGAAGAACCCAAGAACUGCUGAAACUGAAGGCGAAGGCGAAGCCUCUGCUUAG
This is a messenger RNA of Kluyveromyces marxianus DMKU3-1042, 399 nucleotides long. It is a transcript of the gene RIM1, whose product is annotated as Rim1p. Gene Ontology annotation, biological process: mitochondrial DNA replication; positive regulation of helicase activity. Lineage: Eukaryota; Fungi; Ascomycota; Saccharomycetes; Saccharomycetales; Saccharomycetaceae. Gene Ontology annotation, cellular component: mitochondrial nucleoid. The transcript has a single exon. Bases 1 to 399 code for a protein of 132 amino acids. The record is from RefSeq and is a predicted model, not a curated record. Gene Ontology annotation, molecular function: single-stranded DNA binding.